Molecule: messenger RNA, 1688 nt
Organism: Sinocyclocheilus grahami
Lineage: Eukaryota; Metazoa; Chordata; Actinopteri; Cypriniformes; Cyprinidae
Product: epidermal growth factor receptor kinase substrate 8-like protein 1
Exons: 13
Biological process (GO): regulation of Rho protein signal transduction; positive regulation of ruffle assembly; Rho protein signal transduction
Cellular component (GO): vesicle; ruffle membrane; plasma membrane
Molecular function (GO): actin binding
Source: RefSeq, a predicted model, not a curated record
AAUGAGGAAUUGGAGGAGUUUGCCGUGUCAUCUCUUCUCCGCUGCGAUUGCAUAAAUUCCCCAUCUAUCAGUGAUCCAUCCCUUCUCCUGCUGGUUAGUCAGAGCUGCACCCAGAAGAGGCCGAGCGUGUAUUUCUUCAGCUGUGCAUCUGUCAAAGUAGAGCACAUCAGAGAUGACAUCGAGCGAGUCGUGGCGCAUUACACAAUAAAAGCAAACAGGUUCUCUGAGUCCAGUAUGGAUAUUUCGGGAAUCCCAAGUCCUCCGUACACCCAAGCCCCAAAUCCACCCUCACCCAACCCUCCUCCACCCUACCCGGGCAUCAGAGCCAACGGAUUGGUAAACGGUCAACCUGAUAAAUCAUUCCUUAGGGCUGAGAUGGAAGUGGACUUGCUUAAUCACUGCUUUGAUGAUAUCGAAGCGUUCAUCGGAAAGCUGCAGCAGUCAGCAGAGGCUCAGAUUAUCCUCGACCAAAGAAGCAAAAAGAAGAAGAAAAGUCAGAAGAAAAGUGCAGAUGAGGAUCUGCUCACAGCUAAAGCCAAACCGCCUUCUGAGAAAGAGUUUCUCGACACUUUUCAGAAAUUCAAAUACAGCUUCAGCCUGUUGUGCAAUUUCCCCGUCUAUCAUUGUGUGUUUAGUGUUUGUGAUGUUACUGCUAACAUGCCGUAUCGUCUCUGUCACACUCAGCUGACACCGUCUCACGCGUCUGAUCGUCACGCUGCUCUCGUUCAGACUACAGACGAACCUGAUGGCGGAGUUAAAGAGCGCUUAUAUCACUGCAGCUAUGAUUUUGUUGCACGGAACAACAGUGAGCUAUCUGUACUUCACGGAGAGACACUAGAGGUGAUCGAGUCAUCUAACCGCUGGUGGAAGUGUCGUAAUAAGUUUAAUGAAGUGGGAUUCGUGCCGUUUAACAUCCUGGAGCCGGUGACACACAUCGACAACCCUGUGCUUCAUAAAACCCCAAAGCCUCCCGCUGCUCCACCGAUGUUCAACAGCCUGCACAGCCCGUCCGCCGUGACCUCUGACCCCAGCGCCGCACGGCCGCGCAGCAUGAUGCUCGGGUCACUGUCUGACGACACGGAGAAAGUGAUGCAGGUGAAUGACGAGCUUCUGCACCGUUUGACCAGCGGGAAGAAUCUGUCUCCUCGUCUGGUGAUUCCUCGUUCAGCAGAGACGUCCAUCCCGCUGGACUACAGCUCGCCGCCUGCAGAGGUGGAGAACUGGCUGCGCAAGAAAGGCUUCAGUGAACCGACUGUACAGUGUCUGCGGGUUCUGAAUGGAGCUCAGCUGUUCUCUCUGAAUAAAGAAGAGCUGCGAGCUGUUAUUCCUGAAGAGGGCGCGAGAGUCUACAGUCAGCUGACCGUCCAGAGAGCCCAGAUAGAGGACGCUCGCAGAGCCACAGAGCUGGAGACGGUGAUGGAGAAGCAGAAGAUGAAGGUGGAUUUGAAACUGGAGAGUGGGACUUUAUGAAGAUCUAUUGAAUGUGCACACAGAUGCACACUCAUACAUACGCACAAGAUCAUUUACGUUAUUGUAACCUGCUUUAAGGAUUGUUUUGUUUUCCUGUUUAGCUUUACAGCAUGAAAUGAAAAUGUAAAUCUGCACAAUGAUGUACAAACCUCUAAAUUCUCUGUGUAACAUGGGUUAAUAUAUUCUCAAUAAAUACAUUUAAUGCACAACUGUGAAAA